CAAAUAAUCUCAGCAAAUUCAUUGUUGUGAAAGUUCACCCCCGCAACAAUCACAGCAUUAUGGAUGAUCAGUUGCGGACUGUGGCACAAAAUGGAGACAUUGAUGUAUAGAAAGGUUGCCCAGGAUCCAUAUAUCCUGGAUCGUAUUGAUCGGCUACCGAUUGCCGAUACACCCUUGCACGAGGCUGCUAGGUCAGAUAAACCCCAUUUUGCAAUGGAAGUUGCAAAUUUGAAACCAUCACUUUCUUCGAAGCUAAACCAUAUGGGACUUAGUCCUGUCCAUCUUGCUCUGCAGCAUAACUGCAGUCAUAUGGUUAGAGGACUAAUCACGAUCAAUAGUGAGCUGAUCCGUGUCAAAGCAAAGGGGAUGAUUACACCAUUACACUAUUUAGCUCAGAUCGAUGAUGCUGAUCUUUUAGCUGAAUUUUUAUUUGCUUGUCCAUCAUCUAUUGAAGACACCACAGUUAAAUUUGAGACCGCAGUGCACAUAGCCGUGAAAAAUCGUUCAAUUAGAGCUCUCAAAGUCCUUCUGGGAUGGCUAAAUCGAGUUAACAAAGAAGAUAUUCUGAAUUGGAAAGAUGAAGACGGUAACACAGCCUUGCAUAUUGCUGUAUCUACUAAUCAGCCUCAGGUUGUGAAGUUGUUGGUUAAGCAUGUCAAUGUGAAUGUCAAGAACUCCAAUGGUAUGACAGCUAUGGACACAUUUCACCUUCAAGGAACAAUGCAGAACUUAGAGAUCGGUAAGAUUCUAAGUCGUGCUAGAGCAAAAACGGCAUCCAAUCUUACCUCAAACAUGACUCUCAGAGAUUACUUGAGCAGGAACUUAAGUCUGAUCGAUAUACGAGACAAAUAUUUGGGAAUUUAUUCUCGUAAUAAUUGUAGUGAUAUUCGUGCUGUGGUCCUUGUGGUGGCUAUCCUGAUUGUGACAGCCACCUAUCAGGCCGGCCUCCAGCCUCCAGGGGGGUACUGGCAAGAUAACUAUAAACCAGCAACAACAAAUAAUGGUAGUAGCAGUGCCAACAACACCAAUACCACCUUGGGCCAAGAUCAAAGGCCACAUAAUGCAGGACAGAUAAUCAUGAAACCUUUUAAUCUAUUCUAUUUCUUCACUCUCAAUAGUUUGGCUUUCUAUAUAUCAGUUUGGACGAUUCUGGUUGUUAUAACAGGCCUUCCAUUUUCCAUGAUCCUUUACAUAUGUACAUUUUUUCUCCUUCUUUCAUAUUAUGCUUCGCUAGUUAGCAUCUUCCCUUCACAGCCAAACUCUUCGAGUUUCACAACUGCCAGAACUUCAUUCAUAUUCUUUAUUUAUGUUUCGGCAGUAGCGGUAUAUGCAUUUCCUUCGAUAGCGCUUUUUAAACAUGGACGGGUUAAAAACCGGGUGGUCUCAAUGAGAGGAAACAGGGUAGGUGCCUGUCCAGAAAUAUGAAGAGAUGAGGAAACUAUGUACUUGUUUUUAUGUUAUAGAUUUUAGAGUGUAUUUGAAUCUGGUGUUGGUUUAGGGUUUACCCAAAAUCAGAGGAAACGGGGUAGUUGCCUAUAGGCGUAAAUGUUACCGUAGUUCCAAAGUCAUUCAGGAUCAAAAGAAGAAGUUCAAGGCGCCUAAGGCUUGUAUUUGAAGCAAUUGAGACAACAAAUGCUUACUCAUUUGGGGAAAUGGUAUUAAAGGGUAAAAAGCACACAGUAAGAGUUCCUUUAGCUAUUAAUGUAGGUUCAACAUCAAGUUCUUGAUAUUUAUCUCCCCUUUCAACCAUGCAAAUGAAGAAAAUGUGUUACUUGCUCUUCAAGCAA
Molecule: messenger RNA, 1787 nt
Organism: Gossypium raimondii (Peruvian cotton)
Lineage: Eukaryota; Viridiplantae; Streptophyta; Magnoliopsida; Malvales; Malvaceae
Product: ankyrin repeat-containing protein BDA1
Exons: 2
Coding region: 64-1425 (453 amino acids)
Molecular function (GO): protein binding
Source: RefSeq, a predicted model, not a curated record